Molecule: messenger RNA, 8530 nt
Organism: Pomacea canaliculata
Lineage: Eukaryota; Metazoa; Mollusca; Gastropoda; Architaenioglossa; Ampullariidae
Product: phthiocerol/phenolphthiocerol synthesis polyketide synthase type I PpsD-like
Exons: 31
Coding region: 519-8288 (2589 amino acids)
Biological process (GO): DIM/DIP cell wall layer assembly; fatty acid biosynthetic process
Cellular component (GO): cytoplasm; plasma membrane
Molecular function (GO): fatty acid synthase activity; phosphopantetheine binding; 3-oxoacyl-[acyl-carrier-protein] synthase activity
Source: RefSeq, a predicted model, not a curated record
UCCUCUCACUCUCGUCGGCAGCUCCGAGAAGGAAGUACCCUGACCCCGAGCUCUGUUCCUCUGUCUUCACGCCCCUGUGGCUGGUGUACAGGAGCCUGCACUCACACCUGUAGAGGAGCCUGCACUCACACCUGUAGAGGAGCCUGCACUCACACCUGUAGAGGAGCCUGCACUCACACCUGUAGAGGAGCCUGCACUCACACCUGUAGAGGAGCCUGCACUCACACCUGUAGAGGAGCCUGCACUCACACCUGUAGAGGAGCCUGCACUCACACCUGUAGAGGAGCCUGCACUCACACCUGUAGAGGAGCCUGCACUCACACCUGUAGAGGAGCCUGCACUCACACCUGUACAGGAGCCUGCACUCACACCUGUACAGGAGCCUGCACUCACACCUGUACAGGAGCCUGCACUCACACCUGUACAGGAGCCUGCACUCACACCUGUACAGGAGCCUGCACUCACACCAACUGUCGUCGUGCUGCCUGCCACAACAUCAGCCGCCACUCUCUGAUGCCAUGGCGGAGUCCGGUGAGCACGCAGUGGCUAUCGUGGGCAUCGGAUGCAAGGUGCCAGGGGCCGAGAACAUCCGGGAGUUCUGGAAUGUUCUGCUAAAAGGCGAGAACCACAUCGUGGAAAUCCCACCUUCUCGCUGGAAUGCCGACGCCUCCUACGACCCCGACCCCAUGGCCCCCGGCAAGACCUACGUCAAGCGAGCCGGGCUGGUCAAGGGGUGGGACGAGUUCGACAACAAGCUGUACGGCAUCAACGACUUCGAGGCGCCGCAGAUGGACCCGCAGCAGCGCUUUGUGCUGGACUGCACCUUCAUGGCGCUACAGGACGCCGGCCUCACCAGGGCGCAGAUAGCGGGCUCCAACACAGGAGUCUUUGUGGGGGUCAUGAACGCCGACUUCCGGGGUCUCUUCACGGCGCAGUCCAGCAACAUCGGCAACUACACCGUCACCGGCAUCAGCAACUCUAUCAUCGCCGCUCGCCUCUCUUACGUCUUUGACCUUCGCGGCCCCUCCCUCGUGCUGGACACAGCCUGUUCCUCCUCGCUCAUCGCCAUUCAUCUAGGCUGCCAGGCCAUCCUCACAGGUGACUGUGACAUGGCCAUCUGUGGCGGCGUCAACUACCUGACCCUACCUGACAUCUUCGUGCACCUGAGCAAGGCUCGGAUGAUCUCCCCUACUGGCCAGUGCCACUCGUUUAGUGACAAAGCCGACGGUUACACCAGGGGAGAGGGCUGCGGCAUCGUCAUCCUCAAACGGCUUCGAGAUGCGGAGCGUGAUGGCGACAACAUCUGGGCCACCAUCUGUACGGGCUCCAAUCAAGACGGACACGCCGUGUCGCCGAUCACUGCGCCCUCUGGACUACAGCAGCGCCGCCUGAUGGAACACGUGUACCACAAGACGGGGCUGGACCUCAGUGCUGUGGACUACAUCGAGGCGCACGGUACGGGCACCGGGGCAGGGGACCCUGUGGAGGUGAACUCUGUCGGCGAAUACUUCAGACACACCUCCCCUCGACACCGCUACAUCGGCUCGGUGAAAACAAACAUCGGACAUCUGGAGUCCGCCGCUGGCGUCGUCAGCAUCAUCAAGGUGCUGUUGAUGAUGAAGCACGGCAAGAUCGUCCCGUCGCUCCACUUCCAGCAGCCCAACCCCAAGAUCCGCUUCCAGGAGCUGCAGCUGACGGUGCCCACCAGCCCCGUGGACUGGACCAACCCCCGCAAGGUGGCGUGCUGCAACUCUUUUGGCUUCGGAGGCAGCAACAGCCACGCCGUCGUCAGCUUCUACCGGAAGUCGCAAAAGGAGGCCAGGAACGUUGACACGGAGACCCACCUUGGAAGGCCGUGCAUCGUGUGUUUUUCUGCCGUCACCACUAAAUCGUUGCUAGGCAGCGUGAAUGACUUCUGCGCGGACCCUGACGUCAGCGAGCUGCACGUGCACGACGUGUCCUACACAAGCACAGCGCGGCGAGACCACUUCCCCCUGCGACUGGCACUCGUCGUCGAUGACAUGCAGCAGCUUCUGCAGGCGCUGCACGGCCACGUCACCAGGUGGGAGGACCCAGUGCCCGUGCUGCACAAGCCCAAGGUGACGUUCGUGUUCUGUGGGAUGGGCACCACGUGGCCAGGCAUGUGCAGGGAGCUUGUGCGUGACGUGCCGGUGUUUGCACAGACCAUCCAGCAGGUAGAAAGGUGUCUGGCGGCUUACGUCCCCUGGUCCCUGACAGAGCGCCUACAGCAAGAAACCUUCUUCAACGACCCCGAGUUCUCUCCCAUCGCCAUCUUUGCAUGUCAGGUGGCGCUGGCGGCUACCUGGCGUGACCUAGGCGUCGAACCGCAGAGAAUUGUGGGACAGAGCGUUGGGGAGGUGGCGGCAGCACACGUGGCCGGGUGCCUGGGUAUGGAGGAUGCUGUCAAGGUGGUGUAUCAUCGCUCACACCUUCUGUCUCAGGUGACAGGUGGCAAGAUGACCAUCGUGCGCCAGGUCAAGGUCGAGCAGGUGCGGUCCGUGCUGUCUCGACACGUGUCAACAGCCUGCGUGUCCCUGCAGUACAGUCCCACGGCCUGCUGCAUCAGUGCGGACGCCGAGGUCAUGGAGGAGGUCAAGGCGCAGCUCCUGCACGAGAUGCACGCACAGAACAAGGGCAUGCAGUUCCUCGACCUGCAGGUAGCAGCGGCCUACCACAGUCACCACGUGGAGCCCUGCAAGCAGCCGCUAGCUGACGCUUUACAGGGGCUCGACCCUUGUCCACCCCGGGUGCCGUUCUUCUCCAGUGUAACCGGCGAAAUAUUGACGACUGCCCCUGACGUGCAGUACUGGGUGGACAAUCUGCGCAUGCCCGUGCUCUUUGACCGUGCAGUCCGGAAGUCAUGUGACCCUAAGAGCAAGACGAUUUUUCUGGAAAUUGGCCCUAAGCCGACACUGCGAGCUCAUCUGGCAGACAUCUUUGACAAGGAAGACGUCACGACUGUGGUGUCAAUGAUGAAGCAGCCGGAGUACAGAAUUUUCCUGCAGGCAGUCGUUGACCUCCACUUACAAGGGGUAGACCUCACCUGGGCGAACUUACCUACCUUAGGUACCCGCAUCACAGAAAUUCCCAGGUACGUUUUUGACGCCAAGAAGAACCUGGGAAGGUCAGAGUGCGCGGCCGUGGUGCUGGGCGGUGUUGACGAUAGCAGGCGUUGCCAUGCCUACACGCUGCCCAUCCACAGCUCGCAGAACUUCAAGAUCCUGCUGUCGCCCAUGAUCUCCAGGUCCAUCUACGACCACGUGAUCUCAGGAAAGAUUGUGGUUCCCGGAGCUUUCUACGCGGAGGCGGGUUUGGCUAUCGGGAGGCAGAUGACUGGGUGGGGCUUUGGGUGUGGGUCUGUGGCUGUUGCUGUGGACUUCGAGCAGGCCCUGUCUGUCGCCAAAGACAGCUUCGUGGAGCUGGAUGCCCACCUGACGGAGGCCACCUCCAGUCGCGCGUCCUACAAGGUGGUGAAGGACAACAGACUGUUGGCAAGGUUGCACGUCACCAAGCUGACGGAUGCCACGUCACCAGCUGAGCACGUGAGCGUGCAGUACGUGCAGAGUCGCUGUCCCGUGCGUGUCAGCCGUGACGUCAUCUACUCCGCCCUCCGCAGCUCGGGCUUUCAGUAUGGCGACACCUUCUCGCUGCUGGACCACGCCUACACCAACAGCACCGAGUGCCUCGCCGUCCUCCAGGUCCCCAAGGAGGUGAUGGAGGAGCUUGCUGGCUGCACCAUCCACCCCAGUGUCUUAGACUGCACCCUGCAGUCGUGCCUGAUCAUCACUCUUGAUGAAAGCAAGGGUCAGGAGCUGCUGCCCAAGGCCAUCAGUCGUCUUGUUGUCCACAGACCCAUGGAGACGACCAUGUUUGUGCACACGACACUCAGGUUUCGCGCCUCCCGGCAGCACGUCUUUGACCUCAAGCUUCUCAGCACUUCCGGUCAUGUGAUCGCGGAGCUGGAGGGACUGGUCAUCAAUUUGAUCUCAGAGGCGCGCCCGGGUUCUCUCCCGGACAUGUUCGUCAUGGAGUGGUCUCCGCUGAUGUUGUUACCGCCACCAGGUGGCAGGGCAAGCGAUGGACACCUCGUGGUGCUGACUGACCAAGACAUCAACAAGGUUUCCCAUGACAGUGAUCAGGUUGUGGUGUCCUACGCCGGCAAGAAUUUCUUGGACGGACUGACGGCGGAUGUGCAGCGGGCCGUGUCCUCCAGCAGAGAUGCAGCCGCCAUUGUCCUGCUGAGACUCCGCCCCUUCCACGAUAACAGCAGCGAUGAGGAGGUGAACUUUGACAUCAUGAACUGUUGUUUCCUGUACAAGGGCGUGCUGACCCUGGCCAGCCAGCUGGCGCUGUCCACACCGAUCUACCUGUGCACGUGCAGGGCGUGGCCUUCUCCUGACCCCAACACAAAGGACGCACCUGUCAAUCCCACCUGCACGGCCUUGUGGGCGUUAAUCCGCUCAGUGGUCAGAGAGCGGAUCUACCCGCAGGUGGUGGCUGUGGACCUUCAUCUACCUUCCGACAAGCUGACCUCCCCCUUCCUGCAGCACGUGCUUCACGUGAUGACCACGGACACCACACUGAGAAACUAUCCAGAGUUGAUGAUCGACGAGUCAUCAGUGGCUGUCAAUCAGGUCAUCAAGGUUGACCCAGACACGCCCAUCCCUCUGUACCGCCCGACGUCAGCAGACGCCAAGAAAGCCGUUAUCCUCAUUUCCAGAGAAGCCAGCGCCGUGUGCCAGCCAAUCGCCAUGCUACAUGACGUCACAGCCAGUCAAGGGGAGAUGACUAUUGCGUGUCACACGUUCGCCAUUCAAAAUCCUAAUCUUCUGUCUGUGAAGAUGCCGUACGAGCGGCUGAAGAUGGCCAGGUGUAGCCACACCAAAGGUUUCGCCGUCUUCGCGGUGGAAGUCGUGGGGCAGGCAUUGCAGACGACACAACCUGCAAAACGUAGGCAGGCGUUGGAAAGGGUAGUGGCAUGCUACCCGCUGGCAGUGGGCACCUAUGUCAGGGUACCCGAGCCUUGCGUGCUACCCGUGCGACUGUUUCCUGGGUACCAAGUGGGUGACGUCAGCAAACUGUUGGUGCUGUACGAGCUUCAGGCUCAGGUGCAGGCGCCAGGAGUUACCCUCCUGUGCACUAGAGUGACCUCCUCUUUUGCCAAAGUUGUUGAAGCUCUGCUCCAGAGGCGCAGAGGUGGCAAAGUUGCCCCCAAGGUUUCCAUUCUGCAGCUGGAUCAGCUGACUGCCCCCCACGUGUGGCUUGACGCAGUGGUUGUGUCCCUUGCUAUGCUUGAUGGCGCUACAAUGGCGGACUUGGCCAGCAGAUGGCGCGGCGGUGAGAGACUGGUAGUCUGUUCGGCAUUAAUAGUCCCCGAGGCGCUGUCCUGCGCCUACUGCUUGUUGCCGGAAGUGGAUGUGAGAGUUGUGGACACGCGCAUGCUCUUUCAGCCAGCCAGUCUCAGGAGGCUGGUCCCAGAGGUCUGCAAGUGGGUGAAGAGCCAAGGGUCAUACAUGUCAGAGGUCAUGCAUGCCCUCCACGUGCAGCGUGAGACAGAAGCCGAGUUCACGAAGAGCAAGAACCUGACGUCCGUGUCGGACCUGCUGGACCUGCUGACGUUCCGCGACUGGCAGAUGGGUCAAACUGAGGUCAAGACCGACCAGCUGCAGCUCUUCCGCAAAGACGCCUUCUACGUGGUUGUGGGCGGGCUGACCGGCCUCGGGUGGAUCUGUGUGGAGUACUUGGCCGAGAAGGGUGCAGGGUACAUCGCCAUCGUCAACAGAAGACACCCGACAUCGCAGCAGCUGUCGGCUAUGGCCGCGGUGUCCACUACCUUCACCUGCCAGGUCCGAGCCUUCCAGGCGGAUGUGACGUCAUUUGAAUCGUCUUCAAGGGCGCUGCAGGAAAUGCAGGGCGCCUUUGUCGGAGCCCCACUCAAGGGUGUCUUCUUUGGAGCCGCGGUGACAGCAGACAAGUCCUUCCUGACCAUGGACAUCACCUCCUUCCACAAGGCCCUGGCUCCUAAGGUGCGCGGCGUGUGGAACCUGCACCUGCUGACCCGUGACCUGCCGCUGGACUACUUCGUGCUCCACUCGUCCGUGGCGUCAGUGGUGGGUAACGGGGGGCAGACCAACUACGCCGCGGGCAAUGGCUUCAUGGACGGCCUGGCGCACUUCCGCCGGCAGCAGGGGCUGGCAGCACAGGCCGUCAACUGGGGGGCCCUGGACCUGGGGCUGGUGGACGCCAACACCUCGGCCAGACAGGCGCUGGAGGGUCAAGGCUUUCUCUUCAUGACCCCAGACGAGAUCCGGGACAUCCUGACGCCUGUGCUGAUGCUCAACUGGACUCAGUGCUCGCCCUCCAAGUUUGACCUGGACAAACUGACCCAGAGGUUAGUCCGCGACGGGUUAGCCCCACUGCGCACGCGCCUGGAGAAGCUGCUGGUGACCCCAGGAGACGAGCUACAGAUCUCCGAGGACCUGCUGCUGGAGGUGCAGCAGGCCAAGGGAAUGGAGCGAGAGCAGCGCCUGGCUGUGUUCCAGGCGUACAUCAAGCUGCUGGCGGCACGCGCCCUCAGUGUUGACGCCCAGGUCGUCACGCCUGACGCCAGCCUCACAGAGCUGGGCAUGGACUCCAUUGUUGCCAUGACGAUGAUCAACCAGAUCCGGCGCGACACCUCGCGGCGACUGUCGGCCUUGACACUCGUGACGGGGGAGCCUACCGUGGUCGUCAUCGCCCAGGCGCUGGACGAGGCGGACGACGAGGGCGAGGAGCAGGCGCAGGGCGAGGGGGUCCGUGAGGGGGCAGCAGGGGCGGAACAUUCCAGCCUCAGGGCCGCCAGCCCCAUCGAAACGAGUCACCUGACCAACUACCACCUCAACUUCCUGCGGCCCGCCUUUUUCCACGGGACCGUGGACCUGGUCCUCAAGCAGCCGAUGGACGAGCAGCGCCUGCAGGCCGCUCUGACGUCAUUUGUGUCCGCGCACGCGCCAGCACGCACUGGCUUCAAGGAGGCGGCGCCCAGAAGGUUCGUGAUGUUCCCGCACGAGAUGCAGGUGGCUCCUGACGUGCGCGUGCUGGCAGGUGAGAACAACGCGGGCGAGGUCCUGGAGAGAAUCAGCCGAGAGUUCUUCGAUCUGCAGAAGACCGUCCCCGUGCGCUUUAUACAUGUUCAGGGGCCUACGCCGCUGCUGAGGAUUGUGUAUCAUAAGGCCGCGCUGGAUUACCUCACCGCCCGGAAACUGGCUGAAGACCUGUCAGCUCACCUGGGCUUACCUGGCAAAGUCCGCCGUCCGUCACCGUCCGCUCAGCUGCCCUCCAUCUCAUCAGUUGGCGAAGAGUUAUCCCGCUUGCUAGCAGAAAGCCAGGAGUCUGUGAAGUUCUGGGAGGCGGUGUUGAGCAGAAGCCCGCCGAGCCUGUCGUUGACUCAGUCGUUUGUCCCAACACCUGGUGAUGCACGGGAGGUAAGCAGUGUCACUGCCAUGGUGCCACAGGUGCUGGCCGCUCAGUUACGGGAGUUUAUCUCCCUUCACCACGUGUUCCUGCUGGGCGUGCUGGGCUCCUGCCAUCAGCUGCUGCUGCACGCUCUUACCGGAAGUGACGUAGUACCGCUGCUCUUCCCGUUAGACCUGCGCCUCGUUUUCCAAGCCGCCCGCAACGACACCUGCAGCUGCGUCAACGACGUGCUGCUCAUCGCCUUCGUCGACAGCGAGAAGACAGGGGCAGGCAACUGUUCGCUGAAGAAGUUCGUGCUGGACAAUGCCAAGGUCAUCGAGCAGCACGUGAAGCACGGGAUGGUGCCGCUGGGCGUCCUGGAGCCGCUGGCUAGCCGCGCCCUUGAACACCUGCACACCUGCACCAACGGCAUCUCCAUCUCCAGGCUGGACGACAGGGGCGACGCCGUUGUCAAUCACGAUGUUGACAGAAGACACGCAGGACGACCGACACCCGACAAGGCGCCACUCAAGGCCAAAGAUGGCGUCGUUCCGGGAGUAGAGGUGAAGGACGCGGACGGGAUGGUGAGCUUGGCCGGGGGCCUGGAGACUGACCUGCAGAUCACCCACGACAUCCCACGUGACCUCCUGCAGCUGACCCUGGCCUUCCAGACGUCGGUCAUCGACAGGGGCGCGGCUCACCUCGUCAUCUCGCUCCUCGUCACUGUUAUCACCUUGUUGGGCAAAGAGCCGGGGAUCAGCGUCAGGAAGCUGUGUCGUCGUCUUCGUGCGAUGAAGAGAGAGCUCGGCAAAGCCUCGCCUCCCUCACCGUGACGAGGGCGAGGACAUGCAAGGGGAGACAAAUGUCCAAUGUCCUCCUGAGGUGGAAACACAGACUUACACCGCGCAUGCAGUGCAGACACCUGUAGCCGCCAUGACAGUAGCUGCUGGCUUCCGGUACCGGCAGACACCACGCGGGACAUUGAUAUUUUAUAAAUCUUUUGUUCACAAAGAAGUUGCUUGUUGAUAAAAUGAUGGACACCCGACUCCCAGAUAAUAAACACAAUUCAAUAACA